Aspergillus uvarum CBS 121591 is the source of this 1398-nucleotide messenger RNA. RefSeq names its product Clavaminate synthase-like protein. The transcript has 4 exons. Lineage: Eukaryota; Fungi; Ascomycota; Eurotiomycetes; Eurotiales; Aspergillaceae. The record is from RefSeq and is a predicted model, not a curated record. Bases 361 to 1398 code for a protein of 345 amino acids.
AAAGAUCGGGGAGGUGUUGCGGAUCAUCCCCCAUCGUACGUACCCCCGCAUUACCUCCCUCCUUGGCACAGACCCCCGAGGUUGCUCGGCCAAGCUUCAGGGAUGUUCGGAGGCCAAGCGCCCGCGCCUUCAGCGGCCAAUGUAUGUCCCCCGGCCGAGGAUACACCCAAGGCGUGCCCCGAGGCAGCCCCGAGACCACCGAGACAGUGCAAGUCCGCGGAGAGCCUCGGGGCAUACGAGAUGCUGAGUCUCGGCGCGUUUACUUAAGUGUUCAUCUUCUGGCUUCUCGUUUCAAGCACCAAAGCAGCAACUUCAAACCAAGUCCACCUUUCCGAGCAUAAUUCAACAAGAAAGUCAAUCAUGUCUACCACUGUCACCGAGAUCCAAGAGAUUGCCGCUCAGACCAACGAGUCCUUCACCAUCAGAGACUUGGUCGAUUUCUCCGGCCGCUCCUACGGUGACUGGCGCGAUGAGUUCCACCAAAAUGGCUGUGCCGUGAUAAAGAAUGUUAUCAGUCCGGAGCGGGCCAAGUAUUACUGUGACAAGCAGAUCGAGUGGCUAAAAAAGUUCGACCUGGGAUUUGACGAGAAGGACGAGAGCACCUGGACCACCGAUCAUCUCCCGAUCAGCUUCAAGGGAGGGAUGUACUAUGCGUACGCCGCCACCCACGAAAAGAUGGCAUGGGAAGCCCGCACCGAGCCGGCGGUGGUCAAGAUCUUUGAGGACUUGUGGGAGACGAAGGAGCUGCUCUGCUCCUUCGACGGCAUGAACAUCUCCUUACCCCGCCGCAAGGAUCUCAACUGGAGCCCGUGGCCGCAUUGUGACCAGAACCCCGACCGAAAAGGAAUGCAAGCCGUCCAAGGCCUGCUCAACUUUGCCCCGAACGGCCCCAAGGACGGAGGUCUGAUGCUGAUGAAGGGCUCCGCCAAGCUCUUUGACGAGUUCUUUGCGCAGAAGCGCGACCAGUACGACCACGAGGAUGCCCCUCCCCCGGAGCUGAAGUAUAUGGACCUGUUUCUCUUCCACGACCGCGACCUCGAGUGGUUCAAGGAGCGCGGCUGCGAAAUGAUCAAGGUCAACAUGGAGCCCGGGGACUUUGUUCUUUGGGAUUCGCGCACUAUGCACUACGCCUGCCUGCCGGAAGGCGACCAGAUCCGACACGUGCAGUACAUCUGCAUGACGCCGCGGCGAUUCGCCACCCCGCGGGCGCUGGAGCUGAAGAAAUUUUGCUUUGAGAAUUUCGUUGGUACCACCCACUGGCCACACUGCAAUAUCCGACCCGCAGCCGAGAAGCCCAUGCGAGAUGGCCAGGUGUGCCUCAAAGACCGCACUGAGCCAUUCGAGAAGCCGAUUAUCACGGAGCAGGUGCUGAAAUUAGCUGGUGUCAAGGAAUAUUAG